This is a messenger RNA of Coprinopsis cinerea okayama7#130, 540 nucleotides long. Its product is annotated as peptidyl-prolyl cis-trans isomerase H. The transcript has 8 exons. The coding region runs from base 1 to 540 and encodes 179 amino acids. NCBI's taxonomy places the organism in Eukaryota, Fungi, Basidiomycota, Agaricomycetes, Agaricales, Psathyrellaceae. Gene Ontology annotation, molecular function: peptidyl-prolyl cis-trans isomerase activity. Gene Ontology annotation, cellular component: intracellular membrane-bounded organelle. Gene Ontology annotation, biological process: protein peptidyl-prolyl isomerization. The record is from RefSeq and is a predicted model, not a curated record.
AUGUCUUCAAAUUCCUCGACGACGCGUCCGAUUGUCUUUAUGGACAUUCAAAUUGGUGAAACACCGGCAGGACGCAUCAAAUUCGAACUAUUCAGUGAUAUUGUUCCCAAGUCCGACCCAUUACUCAAGGCAGCGAACAGGAAGCUGACCACUUGGUCUAUAGGGGGCAACUUUCCAUCGGCAAAUAUCCUACCACGAUUCACAGGAAUCUUCUUUAACCAACGCACAGGCGGAGAUUUCAUCAAGGGUGAUGGAACGGGGUCCUUCUCUAUCUACGGAGACAAGUUUGCGGAUGAGAACUUUAUCGAGAAGCAUACUGGCCCGGGUCUCCUUUCGAUGGCAAACUCAGGCCCCAAUACCAAUGGCUGCCAAUUCUUCAUUACCACCGCCAAAUGCGACUUCUUGGACGGCAAGCACGUAGUCUUCGGAAAAGUCAUCGACGGAAUGCUUACAGUGCGAAAAAUCGAGAACGUUCCAACGGGUCCCAACAAUCGACCCAAAUUGACUGUCAAGAUCACAGAAAACUCUCUCGAAUACUGA